Molecule: messenger RNA, 2002 nt
Organism: Vicia villosa (hairy vetch)
Lineage: Eukaryota; Viridiplantae; Streptophyta; Magnoliopsida; Fabales; Fabaceae
Exons: 10
Coding region: 159-1298 (379 amino acids)
Biological process (GO): ribosomal small subunit assembly; rRNA processing
Cellular component (GO): UTP-C complex; CURI complex
Source: RefSeq, a predicted model, not a curated record
UCCAGAGACCCACUUCGCUCUUGCUCUGUAGCUCCAUCAAAUCAGUAAAAACAAGUUGAACUCCCACAACUCACCGUCGCCGAAAACCGCAGCCGGAGUUACUCUUCUUACGAUUCAAUUCCCGCAGAAACUCCAUUCCACUUGUUGAAUUUUUUGUCAUGAUGAAAUUAAGUAAAGGGAAAAAAGAGAAACGAAUAGGGGAAAAGAAGAAAAGAAGAAACAUUGAACAAAAUGUUGAUGAUGUUGAGACAUAUGUUACAGUGAACAAUGAUGUGGGUGAUGGACUUAAGGUUAAGAAAGGAAAAAAGAUGAAAGUUUCAACUGGUAGAAGAAAGAAGAACAAAGACAAAAAUGUCGUUGGGGAAGAAAGACCGGGAGAUGAAGAAGUUGAUUUAGAAGAGCAAAGUGUGGUUCUUGAAAUGCAGGCUAAAAAGGGAGAAAAGGUGAAAGUUACUACCAGUCGAAAAAGGAAAAACAAAGACAGAAACCUAGUUGGAAGACAAAAACUGGAAGAUGAAGAAGUGGAUAUAGAGAAGGAAAAUGUAGUUCGUGAAGUGAAGGUUAUAAAGGGAGAAAAAGUGAAAGUUACUACGAGCCGAAAAAGGAAAAACAAAGACAAAAGCCUAGUUGAAAGACAAAGACCGGAAGAUGAAGAAGUGGAGUUAGAAAAGCAAAAUGGUGGAGUCGUGGAACAUUGUGAUGCUAAACAAGAGGAAGUCAAUGACUCGAAGGAGCAUAAAGAUUCUAAUACUGGAGCAUUUAUCAAACCUUGUAAGUCAAAGGAAUCUAAGAAGAAACGAAGAAAGGAGGUUCCAAAAUCACCAGAAAAGAAAGAACAAGAUCAUCAGGAGGAAAUUCAUAUUAUAUCCUCUGGAGAUGACGACUGCUCAAAUGGAAUGAAAAAAUGGAUCAUGGAAUACCAUCAAAGUAGACCAGGAUUGGAGGUUUUGCAAAAUCAAAUUGACGACUUUAUAACUGAUUACGAGGAGAAAUUGGAAGAGGAAAAGAAAGCAAAAGAAGCCCUUGCUGCAGAAGGGGGAUGGACGGUGGUUGUACAACGCAAGGGUAGAAAGAAAACUACUGACUCUGAAAGUGGGAUUGCUGUGGGCUCGGUUGCUCAAGCUGCUGUGGAGGAUAAAUUGGCCAAAAAGAAAAAUAAAGAAGUUGGUCUAGAUUUCUACCGCUUUCAGAAAAGAGAAGCUCAGAGAAAUGAGCUAAUGUUAUUGCAGCAGAAAUUUGAGGAAGACAAAAAACGUCUGCAACAGUUGAGAGCUGUCAGGAAAUUCAGACCUUACUAAAUGGUGUUUAUGGCAGCCAAGGUCAACGGUUCUGUUUAUUGGGGUUGAGGAUUAUAUUUAUGAAAUCCGGACGGUGAACUAUCCUGUAGCCCUGAAAAUUGUUCAUUUACCAUUCCAAUUUUGCCAAAAAUGUGUAAUUGUAAGGUAGUAGUUAUUUUAAAUUGAGUUAUAUUAUUUUGCCGUGAAGACCAUACUGCGCAUCGCAUAAGGUUGUUUCUUACUCAGAUAUCACCAAUUUAGGUGGUUAUUGUACACCAUGAAUGUUUGAACUUAAUUGUUUUAUGCACUCUUGGCAUGGAAAUCUCUCUCUGAUGGAUUUGGAUCCUCAGCAGUUGUUUUUUCUCUGGUGCACUCUGUUCAUCAUAAAUUUGAACUCUUAGAUUAUAUUCGAUGCUUAUCUAUGUUCGUGAUCAUUUUAUUACCUAUCAACCAUUGGAUUUGAAGCAACAUCUAGAUCUAAGAUAAAAGUCCAUUUUCAACCUAAUUAGUCAAAAUAAUAUGAAAGUAAUGGGUAUAAACCUUAUCCAUUUCUGAAUACUAGUAAAGGUCUUAUCUUAAACUAAACUUUUUUGGACUAAAUCAAAGGCAUAGUUCAUAGUAGUUUAGUUAUGGAUUAGAAGUAGGAAAAGGGUCAUUUUCUUUAGGUCUAAGUGAGAAUUAGAAGAAAAAAUAUAUUACUAAAAAAAUACUAGAAACUUGACGUA